UUUGCCUUUCAUUUCUAUUUCUUCAUUUCUUCUCCGCCACCAUCUUCUCUCUCAAAAACCCUACCUCUCAUUUCCUCUCCCUCCGUCGCUCAAUGGAGGAAGUCUGCGAAGGGAAGGAAUUUUCUUUCCCCGGCCAUGAGGAAAAGAUCCUUUCUUUCUGGUCUGAAAUCAAAGCCUUUGAGACCCAAUUGUCCCGCACUGAAUCCCUCCCAGAGUACAUCUUUUACGAUGGUCCUCCUUUUGCUACCGGUCUUCCUCACUACGGUCACAUUCUCGCCGGCACUAUCAAGGACAUUGUCACCCGCUACCAGACCAUGAGGGGCCACCAUGUUACUCGUCGCUUCGGCUGGGAUUGCCACGGUUUGCCUGUGGAGAAUGAGAUCGAUCGGAAAUUGGGGAUCAAGAGGAGAGAUGAGGUGUUGAAAAUGGGGAUUGAUAAGUAUAAUGAGGAGUGUAGGAGUAUUGUGACGAGGUAUGUUGAAGAGUGGGAGAAGGUGAUCACGAGGACGGGGAGGUGGAUUGAUUUUAGGAAUGAUUAUAAGACUAUGGAUUUGAAGUUUAUGGAGAGUGUUUGGUGGGUUUUUUCUCAGCUUUAUGAGAAGGGUCUGGUCUAUAAGGGUUUCAAGGUCAUGCCAUACAGUACUGGUUGCAAAACUGUGCUGUCUAACUUUGAAGCUGGUCAGAAUUACAAGGAUGUCCCUGACCCUGAGAUAAUGGUGUCAUUUCCAAUUAUCGAUGAUCCCCAUAAUGCAUCCUUUGUGGCUUGGACAACAACCCCGUGGACACUUCCUAGCAAUCUUGCUCUUUGUGUUAAUGGAAAUUUUGACUAUGUGAAGGUCCGUAACAAGUAUACUGGAAAAGUCUUCGUGGUUGCUGAAUCUAGGCUGUCAGUUCUUCCUGUCGAGAAACCAAAAUCAAGUGUGGCAAAUGGACCUGCUGGUGAUUCGAAGACAUCAAAUUCUAAAACUAAGGGUGGAAAAUCUGAAAACUUGAUGGAUUCAUAUGAUUUGUUAGAGAAAGUCAAGGGUAAUGAACUGUUGAAGAAAAGGUAUGAACCAUUGUUUAAUUACUUCUCAGAGUUCUCUGACACGGCUUUUAGAGUUGUUGCGGACAAUUAUGUGACUGAUGAUAGUGGUACGGGAAUUGUUCAUUGUGCUCCUGCAUUUGGUGAAGACGAUUAUCGUGUUUGCAUUGAAAAUCAAAUAAUCAAUAAGGGAGAAAAUUUGAUUGUAGCAGUUGAUGAUGAUGGCUGCUUUACAGAGAGAAUCACUGAUUUCAGUGGUCGCUAUGUUAAGGAUGCAGACAAGGAUAUCAUUGAAAAUGUAAAGGCAAGAGGCAGGCUUGUUAAGUCUGGUAGCUACACUCACUCCUAUCCCUUUUGUUGGAGGUCAGAUACUCCUCUUAUUUAUAGAGCUGUUCCAAGCUGGUUUGUUAGAGUGGAAGAUUUAAAAGCCAAAUUGCUAGAAAACAACAAACAGACAUAUUGGGUUCCUGAUUAUGUAAAGGAAAAACGGUUCCACAACUGGCUUGAAAAUGCAAGAGACUGGGCUGUUAGUAGAAGUCGAUUUUGGGGGACUCCUCUUCCUGUAUGGACCAGUGAGGAUGGUGAAGAAAUAGUUGUCGUGGAUUCUGUUGCUAAGCUUGAAAAGCUUGCUGGUGUUAAGGUUUUUGAUCUUCAUCGGCACAAUAUUGAUCACAUAACUAUUCCAUCUAAUCGUGGUUCUGAAUUUGGUGUGCUUCGACGUGUAGAUGAUGUAUUUGAUUGUUGGUUUGAGAGUGGUUCAAUGCCUUAUGCUUAUAUUCAUUACCCAUUUGAGAAUGUUGAGCUUUUUGAGAAAAAUUUUCCCGGGCAAUUUAUUGCUGAAGGGCUAGAUCAAACUCGUGGAUGGUUCUAUACUCUUAUGGUGUUGUCUACUGCAUUGUUUGGGAAGCCUGCAUUCAGGAAUCUUGUUUGCAAUGGACUUGUCCUGGCAGAGGAUGGAAAAAAGAUGAGUAAAAAAUUGAAAAACUAUCCAUCACCAAUGGAGGUCAUCAAUGAUUAUGGAGCUGAUGCUUUACGAUUAUACCUUAUAAACUCUCCAGUUGUACGUGCUGAAACCUUGCGAUUCAAAAAGGAUGGAGUUUAUGGUGUUGUCAAAGAUGUCUUCCUUCCAUGGUAUAAUGCAUAUAGGUUCUUAGUACAGAAUGCUAAGAGGCUUGAGGUUGAAGGGCUUGCACCAUUCUCUCCUGUUGAUUUUGGAAAACUUAAAAAUUCAUCUAAUGUGUUAGAUCAGUGGAUCAAUUCAGCCACUCAGAGUCUUGUUCAUUUUGUCCGCCAAGAAAUGGAUGCAUACCGACUUUACACGGUGGUUCCAUAUCUCUUGAAGUUUCUUGACAACCUCACAAACAUAUAUGUGCGAUUCAACCGCAAGAGAUUAAAAGGUCGUACAGGGGAAGAAGAUUGCCGAACUGCUCUCUCAACUCUUUACAGUGUGCUUUUGACAUCAUGUAAGGUGAUGUCGCCAUUCACACCAUUCUUUACAGAAGUGCUAUAUCAAAACAUGCGGAAAGUUUCUACUGGAGCAGAGGAAAGCAUUCACUACUGCAGUUUUCCUCAAGAAGAGGGAGAGAGGGAUGAAAGAAUUGAACGAAGUGUUUCAAGGAUGACGACUGUAAUUGAUCUUGCACGUAAUAUCCGUGAGCGGCACAACAAACCUCUGAAAUCACCACUGAGGGAGAUGAUAGUUGUUCAUCCUGAUGCAGACUUCCUUGAUGACAUAGCUGGAAAAUUAAAGGAGUAUGUGCUGGAGGAACUAAAUGUGAGAUCUCUAGUCCCAUGUAUUGAUACUCUGAAGUACUCUUCUCUGCGUGCAGAGCCAGAGUUUAGUGUGCUUGGUAAACGACUUGGAAAAUCAAUGGGUAUUGUUGCCAAAGAAAUUAAAGCAAUGUCUCAGAAAGAUAUCUUAGCAUUUGAGGAAGCUGGAGAAGUUACUAUUGCUUCACACACUCUAAAGCUGGCUGAUAUCAAGGUUGUUCGAGAAUUCAAACGUCCUGAUGGUUUGACUGAGAAGGAGAUAGAUGCUGCUGGAGAUGGUGACGUUUUGGUGAUUAUGGAUUUGCGUCCAGAUGAAUCAUUGUAUGAGGCUGGUGUUGCUCGUGAGGUUGUUAAUAGAAUUCAGAAGUUACGGAAAAAAAUUGCCCUUGAACCCACAGAUGUGGUGGAUGUUUAUAUUGAAUCUUUGGAUGAAGAUAAGACAAAGUUAGAACGGGUUCUGAAAUCACAGGAACAAUAUGUUCGGGAUGCAAUUGGAUCUCCAUUACUAUCCUCCAACCUGAUGCCACCACAAGCGGUUGUAAUUGGGGAAGAGAGUUACCAUCAGAUAUAUGAAUUGUCUUUCACCAUUUACUUGGCUAGGGCUGCUUUAGUAUUCAAAUCAGAUGCAAUUCUAGCGUUAUAUGCGGGAAAUACAAAAUUUGCACAAGGUCUGGAAACUUACCUGUUAUCUAGGGAUCAUUCUAAUUUGAGAUCAGAAUUUCAGCUUAGAAAUGGCAAGAUAACUGUUGAUUGCAUUGAAAAUCAGCCUGCUGCAGAUGUGUUACUUGGAGAACAUUUAUUUUUGACUGUUGGGGACUACUUUUUAAGAACAAGAAGUGGGUAAACUGAUUCCUAUAUGAUUGAUACUAUAAAUCCGUCCCCCUUAAAAAAAGGGGGAAUUCUAGUUCGGAUUUCUUGCAUUUGUUAAAGAGUACAGAAGACACUGAUUCCAGAAUCCUGCCACAAAAUAAAGUUGCAGGGGAGGUAUAGUCAUUUGUUUUAAUGUACAGAUGCGGAUAAUUAAGUAGACGCCUCGUGAUUAAUUUUAUUUCACGUAGUAUAGAAUACCAAAGCCAUAUUACAUUGUCCCUGGUCUGUUUUGAUGUUUUAUGUAAGACAUAGCAAAACAUGAAAUUUGCAACUAGAGAAAUUUGUAUGUUAAGAAAGAAGAGGAUGAAGUUGAUGUGUUUGCGCGAGUUAAGAGGAUGGGGCAGACUGCAAAGAUGGAUUGA
Messenger RNA from Manihot esculenta (cassava), 4026 nucleotides. Its product is annotated as isoleucine--tRNA ligase, cytoplasmic. Lineage: Eukaryota; Viridiplantae; Streptophyta; Magnoliopsida; Malpighiales; Euphorbiaceae. Gene Ontology annotation, biological process: isoleucyl-tRNA aminoacylation. The coding region runs from base 93 to 3638 and encodes 1181 amino acids. The record is from RefSeq and is a predicted model, not a curated record. Gene Ontology annotation, molecular function: tRNA binding; isoleucine-tRNA ligase activity; ATP binding. The transcript has 27 exons.